Messenger RNA from Oxyura jamaicensis (ruddy duck), 1384 nucleotides. It is a transcript of the gene CLN6, whose product is annotated as CLN6 transmembrane ER protein. Bases 60 to 1013 code for a protein of 317 amino acids. The record is from RefSeq and is a predicted model, not a curated record. The transcript is spliced from 7 exons. NCBI's taxonomy places the organism in Eukaryota, Metazoa, Chordata, Aves, Anseriformes, Anatidae.
GCCCGGGCGGAGCCGCUCCGAGCCGAGCCGGGCCGGGCCGGGCCGGGCUCCCCGGGCUCAUGCAGGGCUCGGCGAGGCGGAGGCCGUUCCCGGCGGCGGCCCCGGGCUCCCCGCAGCCCCCCGGGACGAUCUACCCGGGCAGGCAUGGAGCUGGCAAGACCGAGGACACCUUCAAGACCUCCCAGUUUCACCUCGAUCUCUGGUUCUACUUCACGCUGCAGAACUGGGUGCUGGACUUCGGCCGGCCCAUCGCUAUGAUAAUCCUGCCUUUGGAGUGGUUUCCUCUAAACAAACCGAGUGCUGGAGACUAUUUUCACAUGGCUUACAACGUUAUCACACCAUUUCUUCUGCUAAAGCUCAUCGAACGCUCCCCUAAGACCUUGCCCCGCUCCAUGGUGUAUGUCAGCAUCAUCAUGUUCGUCAUGGGCGCAAGCAUCCACCUGGUUGGGGACUCCGUAAACCAUCGCCUGAUUUUCAGCGGCUACCAGCACCAUCUGUCUGUAAGGGAGAACCCCAUCAUCAAGAACCUGAAGCCAGAGACGCUGAUUGAUUCCUUUGAGCUGCUGUACUACUACGAUGAGUAUUUAGGUCACUCGAUGUGGUACAUCCCUUUCUUUCUGAUCCUGUUCAUAUAUUUCACCGGCUGCUUCACUCCUGUUGAAGAUGAGAGCAGGAUGCCGGUGGCUGCCUUGCUUCUGAUGGGGCCGAGCAGCCUUUAUUACUGGUAUCUCGUGACAGAGGGGCAGAUCUUCAUCCUCUACAUUUUCACUUUCUUUGCCAUGAUGGCUUUGGUGAUGCACCAGAAACGCAAAGGACUCGUCCUGGACAGCAAUGGGCUCUUUCUCUUCUACUCGUUCAUCAUAACGCUGGUCCUCAUUGCUGUCUGGGUGAUUUGGCUGUGGAACGACAAAAUCCUCAGGAAGAAGUACCCUGGCGUGAUCUAUAUCCCCGAGCCAUGGGCAUUUUACACCCUGCACAUGAACAACCUCCACGCAGGAAAGGAAAGUUUCUAAGUUUUGAUAUUUCUGAGUGAUUCAAAGAAAAAUAGUUUUUCUAAUGUAGAGGCAUUUCAAAUAAAUUCCUUGACUGACAUAGGUGCAAGGCAUGUCCUGUGUUACCCAGACCCAGCUAAGGAAGGGAGGUUUUGCUACAAGCCCCCAGGCACAAAGGGCUGAUCCUGCAGGUCCCCUACGCCCCCCCCGGUAGCAUCAUUUUCUGUACCCGCUCACUACUCAGGUGAUGGAGCUGAGCUCCUCCAACCCAGGCUGAACCCCUGUAACAGUUCAUGUCCACAAAGUCUGUAUCAAGCCCUGGUGUGACAGAACCCAAGCGGUUAAAAACAAAAAAUUAACAGCAAAACAGACUGAAUAAAAACCUUUGAUAA